This is a messenger RNA of Theileria annulata, 13809 nucleotides long. RefSeq lists its product as uncharacterized. The transcript is spliced from 6 exons. The record is from RefSeq and is a predicted model, not a curated record. Lineage: Eukaryota; Apicomplexa; Aconoidasida; Piroplasmida; Theileriidae. Gene Ontology annotation, molecular function: cysteine-type deubiquitinase activity; calcium ion binding; K63-linked polyubiquitin modification-dependent protein binding. Gene Ontology annotation, biological process: protein deubiquitination involved in ubiquitin-dependent protein catabolic process. The coding region runs from base 1 to 13809 and encodes 4602 amino acids. Gene Ontology annotation, cellular component: nucleus; cytoplasm.
AUGAGCUGGAUUUGGAAGGAUCAAAGUUUUAUGGAACACGUUUGCAACGAGUUCCUGUCGUUCAACCUAGGUUCAGUAGUUCCACCGACAUUGCUGUCUCCUUCCUCAAAUCUCAACGCCUCAGCGAACUUUAUCGUAAGAACAAUUAACAAAACGUUGGAAAAGAACGGAAAUUUAAUCGCGUCAGACGUAUAUAAGAGUAUCUUGAAAUCAAAGGAAGUUAUAAGUACAACAGAUAGUAUAUUGUGGCAACACUUGCAAGAUGCAGUAACCUCAGCAGCAACUGGAAAUUAUUCACUCCUGUAUGGAUUCAUAUUCAGUAUGAUAAACAGAGUACGAGACCUGCAUGAUGAUGAGUGGAUUUUGGUGCCAGGAGGAGUACUUUUAUCAGAAAAUAGUCCAGUGGAACAGCUGUGUUACUCCAUCUACAAGUGCAGAGGCUCAAGUACGUACAUCUUUUGCGUAAUCAACAACGGAGGCCAUGGACUAAAGUAUCAUUCGUGUAGAGUUAACAAGGGAAUUAAACUUGGAACAGUACAGAGAGAUUCUACAGUAGUAUUGAAAGACGUUAAGUCAGACUCACUCUUACACUCGUCGUUCUGGUUCAUGCUAUACAGACUCCUGUAUGUUCCAAGUUCACAUAACUACGAAAUACUCUACACAGUACUGUUGCCAUUUCUAAAUAAUAAAUCACUAUUGUUGAACUGGAAAAUAGAGACGAAUUUAACAUCGAGUGCCUCAAAAGGUGUUACGAGCAAUAACGCAAAUAUAAUAAAUAAUAGUAAAAUAAGUUCAGACGAUUCAGGCAAUAAAAAGCUCCUAAUCGAAGCUUUUACACAACUUCAUGAAACACACGAGUCAAAACAAGUGAAGACGGAAAGCGCACGAUCAUUAUCAAUGGAACUCAACAAUAACUUGGGCGGAGUUUGGAUUGACGUUCCAGUUAACAAGUACAAACCUUCAACAAUGUUUGAGUCUUUGAUGUCAUUAGUCGAAAUAAUUCUACGACAUAACGGCGCGAAGCAGUGUGAUAUUGACCUGGUGUUUAUCAUGCUGCAGCUUUCAACAUGCCUAAUAAUACACGAAGAUAUUGCUAAACUUACACAAAAUGAAGCACAAGUACAUUUGGGGCAUCGGAGUACUCUUUUGUUCAUACAGCUUUCAUGUAAAAAGCUCUCAAUGAUGGUGGCCGAGUCACUGCUUCAAGAAUGUGGGAAGUCGAAGUUGAUAGAUAUAGACGAGGAUGCACUGACCAUAGAACAGGCAUCAGACCUGUCAAACUCUAUUAACUCACCACAAAGUGAUGUAACGAGCGCAGUAAAUUCAGUGGGUUCAAUAAACACAAAGAAGGAAUUAUAUACUCUUAUAUCCCACCUGAUUAACAGUAUAGAUAAGAAGGUGUGUGAAGUCGUGCCAGGAAAACUAAUCGGUAUGGGUAAUGGCUCCUGUACAAUGGAUCGCAAAAUGUGUUCAAUCGCAAAUAACUUCGGGUUAAACCUGGAGUUUGAUAAUUUUGGAAAGUUCAGACUGGAUGGAGCAAACGUUAAUGAGCUGGCCAAAGGAACACUAAAGUCCUUAAUACUUCUACCAGUCGAGUUGACGAGCGUAGACUACCCAGUGAAGGACUAUACAGACCUCUGUAAAGUUCUGAGAAAGUGUGUACAAACCUGUACAAUACUAAGUAACCAAAGAGAUGCAAUGCCGUAUACAUACGCAUGGAGAUAUCAACUGAUUAAGCACGUUGUCCUGAAUCUGCUACCAAUACCGCUCCCAGUCACCCAUAUCAACGAGGAAUCUGGAGAGAAAACGGAUUUUUGGACUAGUAUGGAAAUGUUGAGAGAAACGCAACUGGACUUGCUGAGGCUUUUGCAGCUCCUGGCAAGGCAUCUAUGUUGUGUAUUUAGUUCACUGGUUAAAACAAGACAAAUUGAAGGUGAAAAGACGGUGCUAUUCGCAGCCAUCUGCGCAGUAACUGAUGUCAUAGUUCGAAAAGUAGCCCUUGAUACCCCGUCAUAUUUGUCACUUUUUUAUUCAGGACGUUCAGAUGGACCGAUAGGAAGUUUUGGAUUUUUUCUGGGAAAUUUCGCAAAUGAGUCCUCGUUUUAUGGACUAACAGACCCAAUGGUAGUAAUUGUGAGAAACAAGAUUCUAGAAUAUUUUAAGUCACUGGAGAAAACAGUGGACAAAUAUAAUGUGCUCUUUUCGUGGGAAAAUAAUAUGGAGAUCAGUAAAGGAGAUGAACUAUUGCUUCAAUUACUCUCGCUGCAGCUAGGCUUUAACAGAAAUCCAGACGAUAUCAGAAAAUACUACGUCAACGAAUCGAGCGAAUUCAGUUGUGUGUUCCCGGAAUUUGCAAACCUGAGAGAUGUAGUCUUUUUGGCAAAGUCAAUUGGUUGGUCACAAAACUCGAUCAGUAUAAGUAGAUAUUCAUUGGAAGAUAGCACACUAAAAUAUUCUUUGAAUAGUAGCGGAAGCUCAAGCUGUACAAUAAGCGUGAAGGUGUUUGGAAAAUCAUUAAAAGUAUCACCAAUUGUAACAAGCAGUAAACGAGGAGUCAACGUGUCAUACUAUAGAAAAAUGAUGAAGUGGUUCUCAGGAAGCAGUAGUAAAAAUAUAACAAGCGCAGCAGAUCCACACAACCUCACAGAUAUCGAAAUCAAUAAUGAAACUGAUGUCUUGCACCUUAGUUCGUUCCCAGAUUAUGGAGGAAAGCUAGGAAGAAGGGAUAGCGAAAUCCUCCUUCAGUAUCUUACAGCAAGUUAUGUGAGAAUCCCACUAGUAACGCAGUUUUUCAGUGAUGAGGCUAACUUGCAAGCCUUAGUCAGCGAAGAAUUACAAAAGGUGGUUGUAGCAAGUAUAUUCGAGCCUGGAACAUGGCAGAGCAGUACCAUGGGAUAUAAAUUGCCCCAAACAGCACCAGUACAGACGAGAGAUGUUCUAUCUACAAGCCUAGGACUUUUGUUCAACGAGAUUCUAAACUCACCAAAUUGCCUGUUGAGCAGCAUUGAACAGAUGUUAGACCUAACGUUGCAAAGAGACCAUCAUGUGUAUACAGGAGAGUCCGCUAAAUUAUUACUGUUCAUUUCUAAGCUGGCAGUUUAUGUUUCAAACUAUAUAAAAAUCGUAAUAGAGUAUAAUAAUCGGUCUAAAAGUGAGUCAGCAGAUUCAGGCAGCUUCCAAAAUUUGAAUUACGUACCGGAAAUAGUAGUGGACGAAGAAACCUUCAAAGAAUUAAAUAAUUUCCAGAAUAGAAUAAAUAAAUUGCUAAGAGAGUCAGCAAGAGUGUUGACAAAGAGAGCUAUAAAGGCAGAGAUAGCAAAUGAACAUAAUGCUGCAGCGGCGUCAAUGGCACAUGUGGCCCUUAUAUAUAAUUAUCUUAUUUUAUUAAACCAAACCGGGUCUAACUCAGCAGCAAGUUCAAGCAGAUCAAGUUCUGGUCAAUAUGAAGACCUAUAUAUAAAACUAGCAAGUUGUAUAUUCUUUGUAUUUGUACACCACCAAUUUAAUGUCGAGCACUGUUCAGGAAUGGAUACAGAGUCUGAAGAGGAUCCCUUAUGCCUGCCGGAUAUGGAAAUGUUUAGUGUUAUGCAAACUUCGAGAAACCUACUCCUGAAUUACUUUAGAAACACAACAGACGUUAGUUCUAAAAUGGACCAUUUAGUCAAGGUCGUCUCAAACCUAGGGUCAACAGGAAUGCAAAAUCAAAAUGCAACAUCUGAAAAUUAUAAUCAUCGUUUUGAUAAGAAUGAGAAUCAGAAAGAAGUGGAUAUUUGGCAAGAAAUAUUGACGCCUAGCUUGUCCGGAAGGUUUACUAAAGCAUCAGCAGCACAAAAGGCACUUUUACAAAUAACAAAUAACGAAGAUGAUAUUGAGUUGGAUGACGUCUUGUUGGAAAGUUUUUAUGUUGACGAAGAGUUCGAAGACGCGACGCAAACAAGUUGGGGAUUUGAUUCACAAGUUACAACCGGGAUUAAAGAAGAAUUACAAGCUCCACAAACUAAAGUUGAAGAGAAGGAAAAACAUGAUAAAGGAUUAGUUGCAAGCACAAAGAACCAAGUGAUUAGUAAAACAAACAAAGCUAUUAAACAGUCAAAAUCAUUGGGUAAGAAAAUGUAUCGCAAGUUGAAGAAGAAGAGUAAAAGAGUAGACCAAGUUACGCCAUUAGAUAAGUAUGAAAAUUGGCUAAAGAUGAAAGUAAUGCAACAUUGUGAUAUUGAAAUUAACUUCCAAACAGCAGAGUUCUCAUUAAAGAAAAAUAAACUCCAACUCCUGGGACAAUGGGUUAAUAAUUACGAACACUUUGUAAACAUAUUUGGAAAAGUCACAAAUAAAACUACAAUACAAUCUGCAACAGUACAACUCCAUAAAAAUCGUCACUGGCUACGCCUAACAGGAAGAGACUAUGAUCUAAUAAAAUGGGAACCAGAUGAUCAACAAUACCAACUCUCAAACAAAACCACGUUCAAGUAUAAUAACCCGCCAAAAGGAAUGGAAUGGGUCACAAAUAUUUUGGAACCUUUCAUAUCACAGUACGCAUCAAAAUGGAGCUUUUUCAUAGACCGAGAUGUAGUUUCAAGAAUAACUCAGAACUCAUCAAGUACUGAUACGUUUUAUGAUGAUUUCCAAAAUCCAGAUGAUGAGAUGGAUUCAUUGAGAAUAUAUGCCCAGUAUACAGCCCCUAUUCAGCCGCCAUCAGGAGGGAGUUAUAACCUUGUAACGACAAGUCCAACAAACAAUGAUAUCCCAGUGGAUUUGUUCUACCAGAGUAGCAUGUGUAAAAUGAUUGAUUAUACACAAGCAUACGCACCACAGGAACACGAAGGCUUGAUCAGAAUUGCAACAGAUACAUUCAGCACCAUCAGCAACGUAAUUACAGAUACAGCGUCAACGAUAACCAAAUUGGCGGGAACAAGUAGUAGCUCUAAAUCGAAAGAAAAAGAAAAGGAAAAAGAGAAGGAAAAGGAAAAGAGUUCUAGAGAAAAGAAUGUUAAAAAUAGUAUGGUAAAUAAGGAAGUGUAUGUAACAAGGUCACCACCGUGUAUAUACGUGUUUGAUAUUUUGGAAGUUGGAAGAACCUGGUACAGAUCAUUGUGCUACUGCAGCGAUGUAACAAUGUCAUUCUGUUCAUCAAUACCUCGCUACAUAACAACAAGUAACUUGUAUUCGAGUGGUAACGUGGCAAAUAAAAGAUGUAACAUAGUACUUGGAGAUCCCAUGGACCUUAGCAACACGGUCGUUGACCCGUCACUCUUAAUCAUACGUCAUAAAAAAAUGAGUAAUACAGCUGAUGAAGUACAACGAUUAAACAGCAUUGAUUCAGCUUCAUCAUCAGACUCUGUUACAAGUAAGGGAGUGGAAUAUGAGAUGUAUGUGUUGCCAAAACUGUUGUAUGGGUUGCUACCACAAGUGCUUUUGGAUGAGUAUCAAUUUUGGCAGAAUCUCAAAACCUCAGAUUUAAUAGGAUACCCAAUCAAUCAAACUAAAACUAACUCGAUGGAGAUAGAAUUGGAAACAGAAUCUGAAGAUUCAGUAGUGGAUGAUGUGACGAAGAAAAAUUACAUAGUAGUGGAACUCGUGAGUUUGGGGCCAAUAGAUACAGGAUAUUUCCAGCAGUCAGAAGCUAAAGCAACAGUGUGUAGAAGAAAUAAAAUGAUAGAUGAUGUGUAUUAUUUAGUAAAUUUACAAAAUACUAAGGACAGUACUAUAAGAGACUUUGUUUCAACGUUAACGAGAUUAGAUGAUUUGUCCCAUAUUCUAGCAUGGUCAUUACAAUCUCAAGUGUACGAAAGUAGUUCAGGACUCUCGACAAGCUCUGAUAAAGUUACGAAUAAAAUUGACCUAAUAGAAUAUACAAAGCUUGGGCUGACAUUUAGGUUGGAUGUGACAAAGUCAAAUAGUAAUCGUUAUAUAUGCGAUGAAUAUAACGGACUGUACUUGAAUUAUGGAGAUGUAAACUCAAGUCCACUGACAAGUAAGUUGAUUCGAGGUCUGGAAAACUCGUUAUUGUUGUCUGAUGAUGACGGAGAACUGUACAUUCUUGUGAGUACAGUACGUUGUCCAAUGAGAAUAUACCCAAAUGUACCAAACUCACAAGUGGCCUCAACAACAAUUUAUAACUAUUUGGUUGGUUUAGCAUGGCCAGAGUUGGUGUAUGAUGGGCAUAAUCCAAACUGGCUAAACAACUUGGAUAGCAGACAUUAUUUGUACAAAGUUCACACGAGUAGGUGUUUCCUAUUUGUGCCAACAAGUUCGAGUCUGCUCUAUUUGCUCAUGUGCAGAUUCCUGGAUCGACAAUAUGAACAAGUGUGCCGACUUAGUGCAAACAUGAUAUUCGAUCAAGUACAAAACGAUGAAUCUAUUCUAUUUUGGUCAAUAUUAUCGAGAAUUGACUCAAGUAGAGAUACACACCCAGAUGCAUACGCAAGUAGAUUACAUAUACUCUUGGCAGCACAUAAACAGGGAAUGACAGUUAGUAAAGGGAUUAAUAUACUUACAGUAUCAACAAAUAAGUUCAAAAGAGGAUUUAGUGCAUUUAAGUCAAUAUUCUCAGGACGCAAUACAUCUGAAACAUCUCACGAUAAGCAUGUAUCCAACAGUUUGAGUAAUACACAAUUGAACCAAGACAAGGAUGAUAAGAUAUUUAUUAAUUGGCAGCUCCAUCAAGAAUUAUGCUAUUAUAUUAACUUAAACAGAUUUGUAAGCGCAGGCUGUAAAUUAAGCUUAGAGGAGGAGUUAGAACUAUUGUCUUUGUGUCAGUCGUAUUUCAGUAGUUACCCACUUUUAUCCAACAGAUAUUAUCUUCUUCACUCGCUAAAGAAGAGUGGAAAUAUGCUGAUAAGAGAACACGUUGUAGCUAACGAUAUUGAGUUUUCAGUCCCGAGUAAGCCCAUAGUAACAAAUUUCGAUGAGAUAGUUGACCGCUCAGUGGUUGACAAAAACCUGUUAAUUGAUGCCGCAACAUCGUUUACAACAAUUAGAUAUAAAAGACCACAAGAAAUGCAGAGCGGACCAAACUCACUAGAAUUCGUAGAUAAAAUGUUGCAAAAGGGAAUGACAAUCUCGGAGUUCAUGACGGUCUACGAGCUUUUGCUGGGAGUGUUCCCAUUAUCGACGUUUCCAAACGAAAGUAGCCAUGGCUGGGGGGCGAUUCUGACGAGAGUAAUAAGUUAUAAGGAAAAGGGUUCUAAGAACGUAAUGAUGUCUACACUAAAGGUUCUUUGCUCAAAUCCGUCUUUAGCGCCACACAUGCCACCGUGUCCAGAGGAUUUGAAUAAAAAGAAACAAUUCACAGCAAUGUUCACAAGAGUGCAUCAACCAGUACAUAAGUUUUUGGGAGAUCUACAAAGAGUUUUCAACAAGUUGGAUGAAGAUAAGGAAAUUUCAUGGGAUUCAACCGCUAAGUCAGUUAGUAGAAUAGAUUACGUGAUAAAAAUGGAUUCAGUAAUACCAAAGGGAACCUUGACAACACCAUGGAUGUUCCGUUCAUACUCUACAGAUUAUGGAAGAACACAGUUUAACAUGAAGAAUUGCACAAUUAAAUCCAUCACAAUCACAAAUGAUUUGCUCAAAGAUAUGUCAACACAACUCAUUUCUGACAACAUUUUGUUGGAUUUGUAUAACUCUAAAACAAACGGAGUUGUUCCAGAUGAUGAAUAUGGAUUUGGAAAGAACAAAAAAAUGCCAAUUGACCUGGACAAUCACUGGAUAAUGAAGUAUGACGUGUGUAAAAAGUAUAUGGAAAGAUUAAAACUAGAAUACCAGAGAUAUCUAGACCAACAAGAGGAACAAUCAGUAAUGAUGAACUCAUAUGUGGGAUUUGAUGAACAGACCAUAGAUGAAACCAUUAAAGGAGAUAAAGAUCAAUUAACCAAAGGAGUUUCACAACUUACAACCCUAAAAGAAAGAUUAUUGAAUCUAUUCAAGUCAGAUGGACAGUUCAUAGACUCUUCAAUUAAGACAGUCUUACAUCAGGCAAAUUCUAUAACUUCAGCAAGUUUACCUCCACAAACUGGUUUUUCGAGUCCAACCGCCACUAAUGCUUCAGGGACAACAGUUGAUGGAGUUACUACGAUGGUGGAUAAAAUGAGUAAAGUUGGAGGGAAUAUAAAGGCUGUGGUGAACACAACAAUUAAACAGGGAAUAGGUAAAAAUACCGGCAUUAAUAUUAAAAAUGUGAUUAACACAAUAACCAAGAGUCACCACGCUCAAGAUAAUCAGUUCCCGGUAUUAAACUACAAUGAUGGAAAUUUGGCCUGGAGUUUUGUGUUUGGAAAGUUGGGAGGCUUGGAAAGUAUGAUAACUUUCGAGCAUCUGGUGGAGUGUUUAGUUUCAAGUAAAGGUGACCAUAGUCUGAGAUAUUUAAAUCCAUUUAUCUCCGAUACGAACGAGAUAUUCUCGUUGGUUGCAGUAAUUAUGUUGUCAGUAAACCGCCGAAUACAUGUGGCCAAGUGUAUAUCAUUGCUACUUUCAAUAUUACAGGCAAUAAAGAGAUUAUAUAACUUGCUUUCACUACAUAGUACAGCCUCAACAACUGAUGAAAUUAACAUGCUAAAGUGUGAAAUUGUAACAUCAUCGAAGCUAUUGUCUGAAAAGUUAAAGAUUUCAAGACACUAUAUCAAGAAUGAGAGUAAAGGAAUUCAGUUUGACCCAAGGUUGUUGCUUUUUGAAUUCAACUGUGGUAUAUUGUUAUACAAGAGGCAAGUGGAGCUGGUGGAAAACUUUACGAAAAACGCGAAAAACAAUAAUAGCUGUUGUCACCAGAUGAUCAUGGGAGAAGGUAAGACAACAAUAGUGGGUCCCCUUCUGUCUUUGCUGUUAGCUGACGGAGAAAAACUGUUUAUACAAAUCUGUCCCAACUCAUUGCUUGAGUUCACUAGGUCAACACUAAGAGAAACGUUUUCAGCAGUGAUUAAGAAAAAUGUUUACACAUUCAAGUUCACAAGAUUUGAUAAAGCCACACCUGAACUAUACCUGAAGCUUUUACAGGCAAAACAAACAAGAUCAGUUGUGAUCGCAACACCAACAAGUAUAAAGUCGCUUUUCCUCAAAGUUUUGUACUGUUUCCAUAAACUGGAGUCGGGAGAACUAAAACACGAUGUGUCUAGAAGAGUUAAUAAUUUGCACAAAAAACUGGUAGGUAUCUGGAACAUGACAAGUUCCAAAGUAGUGGAUUUGGCAUAUUCUACAACAAGAUCCAAGGAUAGUAGUUCCGGACGUUCACCAAAAGAUAAUAGUAGCAAGGAUAAAUCUAAAAAAUCCAAAGAUAAACCAAAAAGUAAUGAAGCUGGUACCUCAGACCUAAACAAAGAAUAUGUAUACCAAAGAGAUGUUCAACUUGAGUUAGAUAUGUGUCUGAGGAUACUUGAACUAUUUAACAAUGCAGUACUCUUGAUGGACGAAAUCGAUCUUUUGUUGCAUCCACUCAAGAGUGAACUUCACUGGCCAAUGGGAGAAAAGGUCCCAAUAUCACACCUUAAUAAUAGUGACUUCCAGAUAAGAUGGUUACUUCCAUGGCAUAUACUUCGAGUACUAUACCAGAAUCCAGAAGAACAAAUAGUAAAAGGAGAAAGAUUUAUAUUCGCAAGAAUUAAAAGAUGUAUAGAAGAGGCCGUAGUUAAUAGUUAUCUGUCCAACUUCCCACAUAUAAUCCUUUUGUCAGUUAAGUGGUACCAAAACGAGUUGUUGCCGCUCAUGGUAGAGUGGGUGUACCAGUUCUUGAGGACAAAAAACCUAAUAGUGGAGACAUAUAACGAGGUUUAUCAAUACAUUGUGAACAAGAAUGUAAGUAGUAACCUGAGAAGUGUUAAAGUUUUGGUUUUCACAAGAGAAUGGCUCUGUAGCAUAUUCCCCCACGUCAUAUCCAAGGUUAACCAGGUCAAUUAUGGCAUACUGAGCCUUAAGCAAGUUGAAGAAGGAUUGGCAUAUAACCCAAAUAUGCCUCAGACUAGAAAAAUGCUAUCAGUGCCAUUUGUGGGUAAGGGAACACCAGCAAGGGAUUCUGAAUUCUCACACCCAGAUGUAUUGAUAGGCUUCACAAUCCUAUCAACGAUAUAUCAAGGUUUGAGAUUCACAGAUUUCGUCCUCACAAUAAGACACCUCUGUAGCAAUUUUUACCAGGAACCGGGGAAAACCGAGUUCAGACCCUCGUAUAAGUUGUUUAAUAGGUGGUUAAACUCAGUGGGAUACUACGCUAAUGUAACUCAUACCUCCAAAUCCACAAGCAAGAACAGUUAUCAUUACAUAAAGUAUGUGGAUCCUACUGGAACUACAGAAUUGAAGCCCAUAAAACCAGACCAUUUGAAUGAACAAAUGUCAAAUAAUAUUAAUGGAUUUGAUGGUUUGGUAGAUAAAAAUGCAGCUGAAUUGAAUGAUAUGGUUGAGGAGGUUUUAGAAGCGGAUACAGAUCGAGUUUGGAGUUUGGAUGGAAUAAAUGUAUUUGACAAUGAGCAAUUGACGGUCCUGUAUAAAAUAUUGAAAAAGAGCCCAAUUGUUAUAGAGUAUUAUUUGUGCCGAGUAUUGUUUCCGUUAGCAAUGGAGUACUGCGAGAUGCAAAUGACUGCCACUGCGCAAGAACUGGGGUCUAGUAUUCUCUUUCCAACCAGGCUGGGAUUCUCAGGAACACCAUCAGACCUGCUUCCCGUGGAAAUGAACGGAUGUAACUUCUCACCGGGUGUGGAUGGGAAAAUGAUUGCAGUGUCCACUGAUGAAACAAUAGUCAGUGGCCCAGUUCUUCUCCCAGUUGGUUGGGACUCAGAUUCAAUAAUUAAUCUUGUGGCAAACUCGCCAGAUAAACCACUUGCGCUCAUUGAUACAGGAGCACUCAUAACGAACUAUACCAACUACGAAGUCGCCAAAUUACUCUUGGUAAGAGGGCUUGCCCACGUGGAUGGUGUGGUAUUUCUAGACGACGAUGACAGGCAAAUGAUACUUCUGAGAAAUAAAUGGAAUGUAACUCUAUUGGCCCAUUGCGGUAUACCACUUCAAAAACGUUUCAGUUUCUAUGACCAGAUCCACGCAACUGGGCAGGAUAUUAAACAAUCGGCAAGAGCAAUUGCAUACGUUACCAUAGGACCCGACAUGACUUUCAGAGACUUUGCACAAGGAUCUUGGCGUAUGAGAGGAAUUGGACAAGGUCAAACAAUUAAAAUCAUUCAACCGCCUGAAAUUAAUCAACAAAUCAAUUCUCUAACAAAUAAUAAAGGAGUUUUGGGAUGUAUAUCAUGGUUACUUUUGAAGGGAUUGUUGAAUGAAGUGAGGUUGGGAAGAUUGUUGAUAGAACAAUGUGUGGAGAAUAUAGCAAGGAAGAGGUCAUUUCAAGCACUGGUGCAAGACCACCUUAAUAUAGGAGGAAAUGUACACUUGGGAGCACACGUGCAGCUUUUCAGAGAGUUUAGAGAUUUCGCAAUACCGAACACAUUUGCACCAAAAGUUACGUUGAAUAAAAGAAUACUGGAUUUCAGUGCAAGACACCAAAUUUCACACAACCAACUCAACUCAAUCACAACCUUUCUGAACCAGCAAGAGAUAAAGGACGACUUUGUCAAUAUGAACUACUCAAAUCAAUUUGAUAUUACCAAAAAUAAGUAUAACACUGGACCAGACUACAGUUUCUCAGGACAUGGGUCCUCAAGAACUAGUAACAUUAAUCAAAUGGGUAAUAAGACACAGGAUUUGUUCGCACUAACAGACGACGAAGAUAUGUUUGAAACGCAAGACGCACCGAAACCCGUAAGUUCUAGAGAAAUUAACGACUAUUUGGGAAUGGAAAUCACAAUCGACGAUGAGUUCUCAAUGGAAGCAGAGCACGAGCAAGAAAUGGAAGUUCUUGAGCAAGAAGAAGAAGCGACACAAAUGAGAGAACAGAUGAAAGAAGAAGAACAUGUGACUGAGGAAGAAUUACCAGCUCCACAUUCUUAUAGUAGAAGCGACGAAGACCUGGUUUAUUGGCCACUGAAUGAUCUGGUUGACCCGAAUAAGCAUUUAGAGUUUUUACGCUGCCGUGACUUUUAUUUAUACAGAAAAGAUGGACACAAAUACAAAUUGCCGUUCCCAGAAUAUUUAUCGAUAACCCCAAACUUCUACAAGAUCAAGUGGUCCUCAAGUACAUAUAGAAGAAUGAAGAAUGUUUUAGUGGUUGUGGAUGUAACCAACCAAACAGAAGAUAUGACUAGAAUUCUUCAAAAUAACCAUGCACACCAAAGCUCAAUGAACACCUAUCAUAGUUACUCAGGACAAACGAACCAGAUUUCUAUACCAACAAAUAUAGUUUACGAUGUCAUGAGGGCAUAUGAGGCUCUGGAUGAUAAGUAUAUCCCAAGAGGACACGGUAGCUCUGGAGCUAUUGUAGACUCUGACUCAAGUUUAUCAAUUCUACACGCAGUGGACCCAGAAGGCCCAGACGAAUGGGAGCUCAUUAGUGAACUUGUAACAUUGAAUAUAAACAAAUACAGAGUCGAAAAUAAGACGAAUAUGAUUGGAGUAAACGAUUUCCUCUCGUGCAUACAAAACUUGUACUCGAUUGACCCAACUAGAAGAUACAUUGUUGUGACUUUGGCGGAGGCAGAAGCGAUCAGAGCAUGGCUGCAUAAAAACAAAAAAACUGGUACCAAAAUAGCACUAAGACACUUGGCAGCUAAGUUCCAGCCCUUUGAUUCUAGCGCAGUAUACGCACCAAAAUACUUUGAUAAACUAAAGUGCCUAGUUGGACUCCAGUCGAGAGUUGUUAACAGCUGCCUUCGUUUUUUCAAUUCUGAAGUACAAUUCUCAGAAGCACAGAUUGCAAUACUUUCAAGUAUCCUCAAAGGUGUAAGCCCCCAAGAUAGGUUAGCCUAUUAUCAAAACUUAAGAGAAACACGUUUAGUGGUUCAGAAUAUGAAAAUGGCAAUAAGUUAUUGUGAAUUGUUAGGAAAACUUUUCUCCCAUAAUAAUAUUGACGAUUUCGUUAUUCGACUCAUGUCAUUAAAGUUUCAGCACCUGAUGGACCAGAAAGGAGGUCCAUCAUGUCUCCUUUCAUCUCUUAAGUGUGAUAAACUCUCGUAUGCACAUCUGGACAAAAUUCUUAACCCAAACCCACAAAAACCCUUGGCCAAAAAUGAAGAGUUAAAGGCCUUUUUCACAAUUAUCGAUAUUGACUGUGACGGAGUAAUAUCUCUGGAAGACCUCCAAAACAUAUACCAAGAACCAACGAAGCCAUCGCUACUUAAAAUUAUAACAUCUGUUCAGUUCUCUCUAGUUAAAUAUAAACAAGUUAGGCUUGUGGCUUCUUGUUCAACACUGUUGUCAUUUACCGCAAAAAGACUCACACACGUAAAAUCGGAAACUGCAGUUAUAUCUCACUACUUUGUACCCACCAAUUCAACCACUAAUGUGACACUUGGUGGGCUUGGCAUGGAUUUAGAAAUGCACAUCAAUGUUUUGAUGUUAAUUCGAGGAAAUGGAAUAGAUUUGUUUAUGAAGCCGCCUUUGAGUUUUAAAGCUGUUUGGAAGGACCAAGUUGACCAAAAUUUGGUACUUUGGGAGCCCGAAUCUCCUACUGGAUACUCCAGCAUAGGAUUGGUGGCAACCACAGGAAAUCAGCCGCCCAAAACCACCGUACACUGCACUCCAACCAAAUGGCUCGAAGUUUUAGAUAAAUAUGAUACUAUUGUUCUCGAUGGAGUUGAUUUCGAAAACCAACCACUUAAGCUUACGGUGUACUUGGCGAAUGGAGUACUCAGUCUCAGCCCGCCCAUGAGGCUCAUGUACGACAACUUCGCCCUUCAGCAGGACUUUUUCGACGACUCAAACAUCCCUGCUAUUUUACCUCUAUAA